AUGGAGCCUCAGUAUAUUGCGCUACUGCUUCUAACAUCUUGCUUUUACUUCUUGUAUCGUUUGAUGCCUAGUCUACAAGAACCAACUCGGGCAGUUCCUGGUCCUUUUGUUGCAAGAUUUUCGAGCCUGUGGUAUUUCUCUCGACUGUACUCGGGACAAUUUCAUGACGAGAAUGUUGAGCUCCACGAAAAAUGGGGGAACAUUGUCAGACUCGCACCAAACAUGUACAGCAUAGACGAUCCUGAGGCGACGAAGAUUCUCUACGGACCCGGGACGCGCUUCUGGAAAAGCGACUGGUACUCAGUGUGGGGGUCUCCGGCCAUAGCGUCUGUAAACCUUUUUGCCUUACAGGACACAAAGGUGCAUGCGUCUGUACGACGUCAAUAUGCAUCCUACUUCGCCAUGUCCAGCGUUGUGGGAUAUGAAGACUACAUCGAUAAUGUCACUGAUGUCUUCUGCGCCAAAUUGGAAGAAUACGCAGCUGCAGCGACCGUUAUAGACUUUGGGCAUUGGCUUCAGUGCUAUGCUUUUGAUGUCAUCGCGAAAAUCACGUUUGGAGAGCGCUUUGGUUUCCUUGACGCUGGUCACGACAUUGGCAGUAUCAUGAGUAAUCUUGAGAGUUUUGGAUUGUACAGCACUCUCACCGGUGUAUAUCCUUGUAUACAUCGUCUCAUUUCACGACUCAAUCCUAAACAAGCAAACAACUAUCUCGUCGACUUCACAGUUUCCAAACUGGAAGCACGGCGAAUAGCGUUUGAGCAGGGCAAGCCUCUCCCAGACACUCUAGACUUUUGCACGAAGUUCGCAGUCGCUAAUGAAAAGAGCCCCGAAACAUUUUCUCCUUUGCACGUUAUCGUUGGGGCGGGUUCCAAUAUCGCAGCCGGCUCCGAGACGACUUCGAUUGCCCUCUCCUCCAUACUCGCCAACCUUUUGAAUUCGCCGACAGUGCUGCAAAAGGUGCGCCAAGAAAUUAAAAACGCCAGAGAUAAAGGCGCUGUAUCACGACCCAUUACGUUCGCUCAAGCCCAGGGGCUUAAGUAUUUGCAAGCAGUAGUCAAAGAAGGUAUGAGACUACACCCAUCGGCUGCUUUGCCAUUGUGGCGCAAUGUUCCAGAGGGUGGAGCAACCAUCGCAGGUCAAUACUUUCGAGCUGGAACAGUAGUUGGGAUCAACCCAUGGGUUGCGCACCGCAAUCAAAGCAUAUUCGGGCCUGACGCGAAGAGCUUCCGACCAGAGCGUUGGCUGGAAGCUUCAUCUGAACAAGCUGCUGCCAUGGAGAGAUACUGGAUACCAUUCGGUAUGGGCGCCAGAACUUGUAUUGGGAAGAAUAUCAGUUUCUUGGAGAUUUCGAAGUUAUUGCCGGAGUUGGUCCAAAGGUUCGACCUGGAGCAAGUGGAACCACAGGAAAUGAAAAACAUCAAUCGCUGGUUUGUGAAACAGAAGAACUUCAAGGUAAGAUUCAAGGCUCGAGACGAUUUUUAG
Messenger RNA from Exophiala bonariae, 1482 nucleotides. RefSeq lists its product as uncharacterized. The record is from RefSeq and is a predicted model, not a curated record. The transcript is spliced from 4 exons. Lineage: Eukaryota; Fungi; Ascomycota; Eurotiomycetes; Chaetothyriales; Herpotrichiellaceae. Bases 1 to 1482 code for a protein of 493 amino acids. Gene Ontology annotation, molecular function: oxidoreductase activity, acting on paired donors, with incorporation or reduction of molecular oxygen; iron ion binding; monooxygenase activity.